Molecule: messenger RNA, 830 nt
Organism: Oncorhynchus tshawytscha (Chinook salmon)
Lineage: Eukaryota; Metazoa; Chordata; Actinopteri; Salmoniformes; Salmonidae
Product: 5'-nucleotidase domain-containing protein 2-like
Exons: 6
Coding region: 50-529 (159 amino acids)
Molecular function (GO): 5'-nucleotidase activity
Source: RefSeq, a predicted model, not a curated record
GACAAGACGAGGACAAAAGACGUCUGAACUGCUAUGCCACCUUGGAGAGAUGUCACAUCGAUACAUCGGGAUGCGUGAGGAUCUCAAAGUGAAGCAGUUCAUGAACAUCUUCUCCAUCCCAGAGAUGACCCUCCUGGCUGUGGCCAAUGAUUUCUUCAUCUCCAACGACAUUGAGUACGAUCCUGAGCACCUCAUCAAAGAUGUCUCAGAAGCCAUUGGAAUGGUUCACAUCAAAGGUUACAUGUACAAAUGGAUCAUGCAAGAUCUGGAGAAGUACAUUCUGCGAGGGGACGAGCCUUAUGCUUUUCUGCAAUGCCUGAUCAGCCACGGGAAGGAAGUGUUCCUCAUGAGGAUGAAGACUCAGGGUCAUAUGGAUAAAGGCAUGAGGUUCAUGGUGGGGAAAGACUGGAGGGACUUCUUUGACAGGGUCAUUGUUCAGGCAGACAAACCACACUUCUUCAAUGACUGUGAAACCAUCUCACAGACCAUCUCACAGACCAUCUCACAGACCAUCUCACAGACCUUUUAGACGCUUAGAUGGAAAUGAGGACCUCUAGUGGGACAAAAUAAACAGUCUGUGGACAAAUGACAGAUCUACAAACAAGUCUGAACACCUUCACUAUUAAACUACAAUGCUUGUGACCUAAUCCCCCCCAUGAACAUCAUACAGAGACAUUUGGUUGUUGUGUUCUGUAUGACUUUCUGAGGCUGACAGGCUGGAGAGGGUCCAGUGUGCUCUACUUUGGGGACUGUCUCUAUGUAACAGUAUAACUUUAGUCCGUCCCAUCGCCGGGCUCGAACCAGGGACCCUCUGCACACAUCAACAACAG